GGCCCUGGUCCCCACUACCCGGCUCCGGGGGGCGGUAACCGGGAAUCGCGGCCCCCGAGAGUCGGCCAGAAGCGGGACAGAAAGGACAGCGCCAGAGACCGAUGCUCCCAACCCAGUCGGAGCCUGGGGCCGCUCGUCGCCAAGGGGCGGCGCGGACGGGCCAUGCCUUGGGACUCCCCGUCGCUGUGGGAGCUGGUAGAGGAGCACGUUCCGCACCCGGAGCAGCCCGAAGUGAAGAGGAUUCUGGGGGAGACGACGGUGGACCUGAGCCUGGAACUGCGGGCAGAGGUGGGGAUGCUACAGUCACUGCUCCGUGAGGCUCGAUCCUCCCAAGCCUCUGGCUCCCGCCCCACCUCUGACCCCUCCUCCCUUCUGGCACCACCACCCCUCCUAAGAGACCUCGUGCGCCAGGAACUGAGGCAGCUGCUCCGAGGACUCCGCCGGAAAGCCAUCUGCGAGGGCAGAGACCAGACCCAGGCUUGGAUCCAGUAUAGCCCCAGGGUCCUGCGCUUUGCCCUGGAGGAGCCUGGGUGUAAUUUGCCAGAACAGGAGAUAUUCCAGAUGAGAACUGGUGAAUCCAGCAGUCAGAGGGACCUCAGCGUCAUCAAGGACCAGCUGAACGUGUACAGCAUCGACCAGGUUGCCGGACACCUGCGGAGGCUCCUGGAGGAGGAGUGUCACACGUUGGAGAGGAUGAUCCCCAUCCUACAGCGCUGCCUGGAAGAGGAGUAUACAGGGGCAUCCCGACCCUCUGAGGUGAUCCUAGAGCCCACCCUGGCAGAGCUACGGGAACAGAAGGCAGCCAUGCAACGGGAGCUGCAGGGGGCUCUGAGGCCUUCCUGUGUCUCCUCCAGCCGCAGGCAGCAGCCCGCGGGAUCCUCCAAGGGUCUCAGACCCUUGCCGUGCCUCCGUGGGGCUUCUGGAGUUUGGGCAGGGCCACUCCGGUGCUGCCUGCCUGCCCCUCCUCUGGAGCGCUGCCCCCGACCCCAAGGCCUGACUACCACCUGCCGCUGGGGACGGAAGCUCCAGUGCAGCCCCGGGAAAAGGCCAGCUUCACCUCCACUGUCCAGUACAGCAGCCCAGGCCCCGACCUGAGUGACUGGUCACAAAGUAGGCUUCGGCUCGUGGUGGAACUCACCCCAUCCACCUCUCAGCUGCCGUGCCCAGCCUGCUUCAGAUCUAGUCUUGGUUGGAUGAGCCCUUGCCAGGACGCCAAGGCUGUCUGUCCGUCUGACCCUUGCCCCACCCCCUCCCAAGUCCCUAGUGUCUGGUUCUGACAAUCAUAGCCUUUGGCCUUUCGUCUUCCAGCCCUCCACAAACUCUUGGCAGGCAGGGGUCUCAUCCCAGCCCCGACUCUUGUCCCCCUGGGGGACUCACACAAAGCACAGCAGCAGCUCAGA
This is a messenger RNA of Hyaena hyaena (striped hyena), 1400 nucleotides long. It is a transcript of the gene CCDC24, whose product is annotated as coiled-coil domain containing 24. The transcript has 9 exons. NCBI's taxonomy places the organism in Eukaryota, Metazoa, Chordata, Mammalia, Carnivora, Hyaenidae. The record is from RefSeq and is a predicted model, not a curated record. Bases 163 to 1095 code for a protein of 310 amino acids.